CAUCCCCAAUUGUCUCUCCUAGAUGAUCAGCUGAAUUCAGAAGAGAAGAAGAAAAGAAAGCAGAGGAGGAACAGGACUACCUUCAACAGCAGCCAGCUGCAGGCACUAGAGAGGGUGUUUGAGAGGACACACUACCCCGAUGCCUUCGUACGGGAAGACCUUGCACGCAGAGUCAACCUCACUGAAGCCAGAGUUCAGGUGUGGUUCCAGAACCGGAGAGCCAAGUUCCGCCGGAACGAGAGGGCCAUGCUGGCCAGCAAGAACGCCUCUCUGCUCAAAUCCUACUCAGGGGACGUGACGGCCGUGGAGCAGCCCAUAGUACCUCGCCCCGCUCCGAGACCCACCGACUAUCUCUCCUGGGGGACUGCCUCGCCCUACAGUGCCAUGGCCACCUACUCUGCCACGUGUACCAACGCCAGCCCGGCGCAGGGCAUGAACAUGGCCAACAGUAUUGCCAACCUGAGACUGAAGGCAAAGGAAUAUAGUUUACAGAGGAAUCAGGUGCCCACAGUCAAUUAACGACUGCAGGCAGCUGCUUUUGCAGAAGGAGAAGACACAACAGCACCCGUCCUGCUUUCGCGGCUUGUCUGUGCUGAAAGGAAAAAUGAAAAAUAAAUGAAAAAAAAAAAGAAAGAAAAAGAGAACAACAACAAAAAAAAACAAUAAAAAGAAAAGAGAAAAAAAAAGAAGAAUUAAAAAAAAAGCCAACCCUCACCCAGAACUGAACACGGGGAGCAAACAGAACCUGUGAGUGAUGAGGUUCCUCCUUCCUUUUUGGGAUAAUGCCACCAUUUUGUUUUUUUUUCUUGUUAUCGUCAGGUUUAUUGCUUCUGCUCAAUAUACUACGAGCUUCUUCAGUAAAUGACAGUCUCACCCUUGCUGGUUUCCAUUUUUGUACGGGACUGCAAAAAGAAACCUCUGCCAAUCUCAGCCCAUGGACAAGUCCCACCACCACAUGCUGAGAUGCAAAGCUUGCUCGUCUCCCCGCUGCCCCAGCUCACCCUAGAAGAAGAAUUUGUUUGGUCACCAAUUCCCAUGAUAUCCACCCAAUCCCUCCAGUCCCUUGUGCCACAGAGGCAGCACAUUCCUAUCAGUCUGUGAGAAGCCCAUUUAAUGCAACAAGAUGGAUUCUUGCUGUCUGAGUUGCCUGGAAAACCUCCUUGGGCUCUGCAGAGCUCCAUUGUUUUGUUGAGUAUUCCCAGCACUGCUGCCUGGAAAAGCCAAAGAAGAGAGAAAAGCCAAUGUGGGUGUGUGAGCAGGGGGAGUGUAGCAGGGGGAUCUCUCUGUAGUUCAAGAACAGGACUGUCAGGACACUCCUUUCUAUGCCUUACAGUUUGUGCCACAGGGAAAGGCGUUGUCCAGAUGCAUUUGUUUUAUAUAUACUGUAUAUAUUUAUAUAUAUAAAUACAUGCAAGCUUGGUUGGUGUUUUUAUUAAACAAAAUAAAAUCCAUUGAAAACGUUCAGGAUGUUUGUGCUGCAUCCAGGUGGAGCUGUGCAUUGAAAUUCCAGCCACAGCCUUGUCAGAGCUCUUCCCUGCAGCCUUGGGCAGCACUGGGAAAGGAUGAAAAUGCUCAUGCCCUCCCAUGAGAAAGCCCAAAGAAGUGGUGCUGGAGGGAGCCACACUCUUUUGCAGAAUUUUCCCCAUGGGGCAGCUCCACAGAACACAGCAGGGAUCUCCUCUGCAGUCAGACUGCUUCAUGUGGCUCUUGGGAUCACGCAGGGGUAUCCCCAGGGAAAAAAAAUAAAGUCUCUCUGAGCGAGCACAGGUGAUGUCUCAGCAGGGAGCAUCCCACCAAAGAUCCCAUAACACUGCCCAGUAAGGCUUCUCCUGUAGCCUCAGCCAUUUUCCCUGCCUGUUUUCCUCCCUCUGGGCUCUGGAGACCUAAUUAGGACCUAAUUUAUCCAUCUCCACAAAGAGUAGAGGAGAUGCAGCCCAAAAGGCAUUUCUUCCCCACAAGCAUCCUGAGGAAAUUAGGAUCUUUCUCGUUGCCUGCCUCUCACAUUUUAGGGGAGGAGGGGGUUGAUUUAUGACAAACAGCACCUGUGUCCAAGCUGAGAUGGACUUUGCCAUGGAAUAGCCCCACUGAAGGCAGCAGAGCUACUCCAUGGUCCAGGCUGGACCACGAUGGGAGGAGAAUGAAGCUCAGUCAUGAGAAAUACUUCUGGUGGAGUGGCUUAGAUCUCCAUCCUGGUGUUUGCUGCAGAGACACCCUGAGCAUAUGUAGAUGUCUGACAGUGGGCUUUGACAGUCUAAAACAGCAUGUUGCAGGAAAUGAGGAAUAAAUCUCUUUUAAGUGUAGGUGAAAAUUAAACUGGCAGAGGAUGAAUGGAAAUCCAGCCAAAAUAUUUGAGCUAGCACAAGGGAAAAAAGCCCUAAAUCCAAACUGGAGUAAGUUGUGCCUGUGAUUGUAUGCACUGCUGCUGGAUUUUUUAUUUUUUUUUUCUCCCUGUGUGGGUAUUUUUAAGGGGAAAAAAACCCCAGUUGUGAUCAGGACAAAAAGCUGAAAGUCACAGGCAGAACACCAGGGAGAGGGAGACAGGGCGAAUACUUUACUUAAAGAAAUCCAUCAUGUUCUGUUUGAUCACUCUUUUUUUUGGCCACCUGCAGUCUGGAGAACCUAACAUGUGCAAACCAAAAUAUUUCUGUCCUGCACAGUGUGGGCCCAGCUCCUAGAGCCAAGUGAUCACGUUGGAAAUCACAGGCUGCACUUGGAAACUCACUCCUGCUUCCCGUGCCUACACAAACACACAAACUAUCGAAGAAUGUGGUCAGAAAGGACCCAGUGCCUUUGAGUAACAUCACUCAGAGGUUGAGCUGCUUGUUGAGUACCUUAAGCUGCUGCUCUCCACUCUCCUUGCCUUGCUGCCCUCCUCCACGAGCCACCACCAUCCCAGCAGUGAUGAAUUCCCCAGCCUUCACCCUGGAGUUUCAGCUCUUCCCUUCAGUGUCUCGCUGGUCUGGGGCUUUCCCCCAGUCUUUGCUCGGCUUUUCUGCAGUAGAAAAACCACCCUGAGCAGCUUUUGCUGCUGUUUGCUGUGUAGGGACACCACUUUCUGAGGUUCCCAAGGGGCAGUUCAGGGAGCAUGAAGUUCCUGGUGCCUCGUUGCCCAGCUGUGGACCGAGAUCUCCAUCCCCACGCUGUGGUUUUCACAUGAAGGGGUUCACAAAUGUCUGUGCCAGCCCUUUCUCAGCCUCCUCACUUUAUUUGGAUUGUCUGGCAUGGGGCUGCUCCUGCAGGAAGGCUGUGGAAGCUUCUGCACCUCCAGUUUGAGCUGGGUCUUGCCUUGGGUCGGGCUGCUUGGUCAGGGAUGCCAGCACAGCUGACUGGGCACUUGUCAGUUCAGAUAAGAGCUUUACAUCCCCUUUGGUGACCCAAUAUUGCUUUGUUUAGGUGGAUUUAGUAACCAGAGUCCAGCUGGAUGAACAGACAGCUUUCAGUGUUUGUUUCUUAGCUGCUGACGACCUCAGCCAAAAGACAGCGACUUCAUCGAGCCAAAGUGAAAUUUUAGAAUUGCAUAUGUUUAAUCUGUAUUUUAUUAAACCAUGUAAAUAUAUGUGCAAAUCAAGGGCUUUAUCCUCAGAGAGUGGAGUUCUCCAGGGUUUCAGUAGAUUCUCAGUUGUAGCUCUGGGAAGUUGCCAUGGUUACCACGGUUAUCAUUAAGUUUGGGUACCAUUCAGGGGAGGAGAUGUGUCUUAAGGCAUUUUCCUCCUGCCUACUCUGUAUGAGCACUGUUUUCUCAGGCUCCCCCUUUCUCAACAGAGAAAUGUGUGACUGGUUCCCUCAAAGUGGGAAUUUUCUGCAUGACAGGGAUGGAUGAUUGACGAGGCUGUCGGAGCCUGACGCGUGAAGCCACGGGAUUUCCAGACGGAAUUGUGUCCUGUAAAUGAUCUCUUGCUUUGUGAUGUAAAAUGUACAGUGUUUGCACUAGAAUAGAAACAAUCAUUUUCAAUAAAAAGGGGGAAGAGACUCCCCAAGUCCUUUCUGUAA
Cyanistes caeruleus (blue tit) is the source of this 3990-nucleotide messenger RNA. Lineage: Eukaryota; Metazoa; Chordata; Aves; Passeriformes; Paridae. The record is from RefSeq and is a predicted model, not a curated record.